This is a messenger RNA of Rubroshorea leprosula, 1352 nucleotides long. The record is from the annotation of a GenBank genome assembly. Lineage: Eukaryota; Viridiplantae; Streptophyta; Magnoliopsida; Malvales; Dipterocarpaceae.
ACACAAAACCCUUCCCAAGGCACAAGUCUUUGUUCUCAAAAUCAAGCUCCACCGCCAUGUCCCUUGUUGCAGGCUCCUACGAGCGCUUCAUCUGGGGCUUCAAGCUCAAACCCACCGAGCACGACCCAUCCACGCAAACCCUAACCUUAACCUUAACCCAGCUCUUCUCCUACCCCUCUCACCAGGGCCCCAUCACCACCGUUGCAGCAGCGGGGCCUGCCGCAGCCUCUGGCUCCUCUGAUGACACCGUCCAAAUCUACGACCUUCCAUCUGCCGCCUCUUUUGGCGCUCUUCACCACUUCUCCUCCUCCGUCACCGCUCUCUCCUUUUACUGCCCUCCCAACCUAUCCUUUCCCCGAAACCUCUUAUCCGCCUCUGCCGAUGGCUCCAUCUCCAUCUUUGAUAGCAAACCGUUCGUUCUUCUCAAGUCUUUUAGGGCGCACAAGAAGGGGAUCAAUGAUCUUGCUGUGCACCCGUCGGGGAAGCUGGCUCUUAGUGUUUCGCGCGAUGGGUGUCUAGCUAUGUCCAAUUUGAUGCGGGGAAAGCGCAGCUUUUGUUGCAGGUUAGGGAAGGAGGCAACUCUGGUUAAGUUUGACGGGAGUGGGGAGAGGUUUUUCAUGAUUUCUGAUGAGAAGGUUGGGAUUCACAUGGCCGAGGAUGCAAGAUUGCUUUUUGCGUUAGAGAAUCAGAAGCGGGUCCUCUGUGCUGCUCCUGGGGAGAGCGGAAUUUUAUUCACUGGUGGUGAGGACCGAAAUAUUACAGCAUGGGAUACAAACAGCGGAAAGGUUGCUUAUAGCAUUGAGAAUGCUCACUCUACUCGUGUAAAAGGUGUUGUUGUGCUUACAAAGAAUAAUCAUGAUGUUACUAAUGAGGAUCCGUAUUUGGUGGCAUCUGCAUCAUCGGAUGGGUGUAUACGUGUUUGGGAUGUUCGCAUGGCCAUUAAGGAGAAGCGAAGUCCAUUGGCUGAGGUUGAUACAAAGUCAAGAUUAACUUGUCUUGCUGGGUCUUCUUUGAAAUUGAAAUCUUCUAAACGACCAAAAAUUGGACAAGGAGCUCCUAAAGAGGAAUAGGAUGCAGCAAUUGUUGCAAGGAUCUUUAUACAAAUGACCCUCUUUUGUUCGCUGAACCCAUUUGAGGUCCAGUGAUCACCUCCACCAAAUUAAAAUUUUGGCAGUUGGUAAAGUUGUUCUUAUUGUUUUGGAUAUGCUGAGUAUUUUAUUUUGUUAAAAGUUGAUGUUAUUUAUUCACUGAUCCUUUUGAUUGGGUUAUGGUCAAAAUUUCGGUGAUGUAAACAACCCUUAAAGGUUGAUCCAGUAAUUGAAAAUGUACUCAGUUGCUUAAAAAUUGAAGUU